Molecule: messenger RNA, 684 nt
Organism: Candida tropicalis MYA-3404
Lineage: Eukaryota; Fungi; Ascomycota; Pichiomycetes; Serinales; Debaryomycetaceae
Product: RNA-binding protein
Exons: 2
Coding region: 1-684 (227 amino acids)
Biological process (GO): mRNA export from nucleus
Cellular component (GO): nucleus
Molecular function (GO): mRNA binding
Source: RefSeq, a predicted model, not a curated record
AUGUCUGCCUCAUUAGAUAAAUCCUUAGACGAUAUCAUUUCUUCAAGUAGAAAAACAUUUAAAUCAAGAAGACCAGGUGCUAAAGUUGGCGCCAAAGGUGGCAACCAAAACCGUGUUGGUAAGAAACUUGGUGGUUCAAAUAACAAAAAAAAUAUUGUUAAAUCCAACAAGAAACCUGCUGCUGCUGCUGCUCCAACCCCUGCUUUUGAUUUGUCUUAUGCUACUAAAGUUAAUGUUUCUGGUUUACCUAGAGAUUUAAAACACGAAAACAUUAAGGAAUUUUUCCAACAAGCUAUUGGAGGUGUUCAAACCGUUGCCUUAAGUUACAACGAAAAAGGUCAAUUCAAAGGUUUUGCUACUGUUAUUUUCAAAUCCAGCAAGUUUGCUAGUACUGCUGUUGAAAAAUACAACAAUGCUUCCAUCGAUGGAGGUGCUGCUAAAUUGAAAUUAGAAUUGGUUAUUGACACCAGUAAAAAACCAUUAUCUGCUAGAAUUGCUCCAAACGCUCCUGCUGCAGCACCAAAGAAUGCUGGUGCCAAAAAAGUUGCUGCUGCUAAAGCUGCUCUUAACAAGAAGAAGGCUGGACCUGCUAAAAAGCAAAACAAACCAAAAUCAAAGCCAAAGCAAAAGAAGAAGACUAUUGAAGAAUUGGACCAAGAAAUGGCUGAUUACUUUGAUAACUAA